AUGGGAGGUGGAAUUCGAAAAGGGAUGGGAGAAGGAAUUCGUAAAGAGAUGGGAGAAGGAAUUCGAAAAGGGAUGGGAGAAGGAAUUCGAAAAGGGAUAGGAGAUGGAAUUCGUAAAGGGAUAGGAGAAGGAAUUCGUAACGGGAUGGGAGAAGGAAUUCGUAAAGGGAUAGGAGAAGGAAUUCGAAAUGGGAGAGGAGAUGGAAUUCGAAAAGGGAUAGAAGAAGGAAUUCGUAAAGGGAUGGGAGAAAGAAUUCGUAAAGGGAUAGGAGAAGGAAUUCGAAAAGGGAUGGGAGAUGGAAUUCGUAACGGGAUAGAAGAAGGAAUUCGUAAAGGGAUAGGAGAAGGAAUUCGUAAAGGAUGGGAGAUGGAAUUCGUAACGGGAUAG
Molecule: messenger RNA, 387 nt
Organism: Gordionus sp. m RMFG-2023
Lineage: Eukaryota; Metazoa; Nematomorpha; Gordioida; Chordodea; Parachordodidae
Product: merozoite surface protein 2-like
Exons: 1
Coding region: 1-387 (128 amino acids)
Source: RefSeq, a predicted model, not a curated record